Molecule: messenger RNA, 717 nt
Organism: Prorocentrum cordatum
Lineage: Eukaryota; Dinophyceae; Prorocentrales; Prorocentraceae
Source: the annotation of a GenBank genome assembly
GAAGCUGGCGCAGGAGCCUGGCAGCCAGCCGCCCGAGACGUGUGCCAUCUGCUUCGACCCCGUGGCCAGCAGCGCGACGCUGCCCUGCGAGUGCCGCACGGUGUAGCCACGUGCUGGGACAGGGCUCUGGCUCAGAGCUUCAAGGAUGCGGGCCACUCCAGGUGCCCCACCUGCCGGGCGCUGGUGCGCGUCGACUUCGAUUCGGCCACGGGCCGCCUGUGCUUCUCGAGGGAGACGCCGGGGGAAGCGGCCGAUCGCGCCGGGGUGGUCGCGCGCCUCGUGGAGCAGGCGCGGUCGGCCCAGAUAAUGGCGCUGCAGCGGUACGGGGAGCGCAACCCGGCGCUGCGGCACAUCGCGCGGGGACAUUUCGAGGGCCUCCUCGAGGCUCCCCUGGCCGAGCUCCAGCAGAGGGCGGGGGCGCUGGGCGUGGACGUCGGCGGGUGCGUUGCCAAGGAGGAGGUGCUCGCGCGCUUGCUGGAGUAUUUUGGACGCGACGCUGCCGCGCUGGCGUCCUUCUGGGCCUCAGGCGGCCCCGUGGCCCCAUCGUGCGUGUGUGGCGGGCGGCUGGCCCGCGUCAGCGGCAUGGACAGGGCGCUGCGAAGUCUCUGGCACGGGGCGCCCCACCUGGAGCCUGGCUCCGCCCCUUUCGCGCAGUGCCUCAGGCACAUCACGGACGGCGGGCAGACCUGCGGGGCCAACUGCGACAUUUGUGGGUCC